Messenger RNA from Schistosoma turkestanicum, 1653 nucleotides. Lineage: Eukaryota; Metazoa; Platyhelminthes; Trematoda; Strigeidida; Schistosomatidae. The record is from the annotation of a GenBank genome assembly.
AUGAAGGCUGCUGGGUUGGAUGCCAUUCAGAUUUAUAUACCAUGGAAUUUCCAUCAGCCCGAAAGUGAUAUAUUCGAUUUUCAUGGUGACCGAAGUCUGCAAAGUAUUUCAUUCACAACUAAUUCGACUUCUAAAGUGACGUUUGUUCGGUUUCAGGGCGGGUUGCCUCCUUGGCUUUUACGGAUUAAUCCAUUGAUGAAAUUACGCUCCAGUGAUCCAGAAUAUAUGAACUAUGUGACGAAAUGGUUCGACGUUCUGUUACCUAUCAUUAAACAUUUUCUUUUUGAGAAUGGUGGACCGAUAAUUAUGGUGCAGCUAGAAAAUGAAUAUGGUUCAUAUCCAACAUGCGAUCAAACAUACUUAGAAGGGCUUUACAAUUUAUCACGUUUACAUUUGGGGGAGAAUAUCGUAAUUUUCACAUCAGAUGGUCCCUCCGACGGUCUAUUAAAAUGUGGUUCGUCUGACAAGCGCUAUCUAGCAACAAUUAACUUUGGUCCUACAACUGAUCCUGUGUGUAAAGUUUUCAAAGUAUUGGAGGAUUUCCGACAAAACCAACCCUGGGUAAAUAGUGAAUAUUAUGUCGGUUGGUUAGACGUUUGGGGAGGAUCUCAUCAUAUUACUAAACCUGAAUGGGCGGCAAAUGCAUUAAAUCAUUUAAUCAGCUACUCAGUACGAGUCAAUGUCAAUAUGUAUAUGUUUCAUGGAGGGACUAAUUUCGGAUUUUGGAACGGUGGCGCAAAACCUGAGUCAUCUAUUACAAGCUAUGAUUAUGAUGCUCCAAUCAGUGAAGCUGGUGAUAUAACAAGAAAGUAUGUGAUAAUAAGAGAUCUACUUUUCCGCAGAAAAGGCAUUGAACCACCGGAGUUACCGAGCAAUACUACAAAGAUUUCAUAUGGUCAUGUUAAUAUGGAGUUUAAAUCUCAUCUUCUAGAAAUUAAAGGCCCUGUUGUUUAUCAUACUUUUCCUCUUACAAUGGAAUAUUUGCGACAGUAUGACGGUUAUAUGAUUUAUUCAAUUCCGGUGACAAUUCCACCUAAUGGAUCUAUUUUUCUGGAGUUCUCCCAUAUCUCGGAUAUAGCUCAUAUUUUUACUGGAGAUAAAUCUGGACAUUUUUCGUUUCAUGGUUCACUCAGAAGUACAAAUAAAACAGUCCAAUUAAACAAUGUGCAUGAUGUAAUUAACAUUACUAUAAUUGCUGAAAAUGCUGGACAUAUUAAUUAUGGCGGUGGUAUGUAUGGAGAUAUCAAGGGCAUUACUCGACCGGUAAUGUUAAAUGGAAAAGAACUUCUAAAUUGGAGUAUGAUUCCAAUUAAAGAUCCGUUUGCUAUAGUCAGUCCGAAUAUAACGAAACAUUUCCUGUCAGAAAAUAAAUGGCCAGUACCUGGACGUAUAUAUCAUGGAGCAUUCAUUGCUGAGAAGUUGGCAGAUACUUUCAUUCAACCUCAUAGUUUUGUAAGAGGAAUAAUAUCAAUCAAUGGUCAUAAUAUAGGACGAUUCAAUCAACAACAGGGACCGCAGCUUCGCUUGUAUGUACCGAAAACAUUUUUGAAACUGGGGAGCAAUCAAAUAGCAAUCACAGAAUUACAAGGUCCUAUUGGAAAUGAUGAACAUCAUGUUCAUAUCACAUUUCAUGACCAAAUGCUUUGGAAGUAA